UGCUUCCGCGGAUAUGUUUACAAAACAGUCUAGCUUGGGUCGUUAUUAGUAGGCUUUCAGUGAAUUUUAACAAAUAUUCUGGGCAGGCAAAAUUUAUAGAAAAUGACUAAACUACAGCUUUUGAAUGCUUACCUCACCGAGCGGUUAAUGGUGGCUGUAGAUGAGAUACUGGAGGUGGUCGGGGGGACAGUGUCAGAAUUCGAGGAGGAGACUGCCCGUACGAAGAGAGAGAAUGAAGUCCUAAAACGAAGGUUACGAGAAGUUGGACUCGACACGGGAACGGAAUGUUCAGCAGUCUCGACCAGGCCUGUUUCUCUCUCUAUGUCUGGGCAGCACCAGUGGAGUUCCGACCAGGGUCCAGACCUUGAGUCUACACAGACCCAGAACCACAUGGUAAUGAACCAGGAUAAGAUGCCUGCCACACAUAGCCAGCUACCCACAGAGUGCACCGAGUGGAAGAGUCUGUGUAACUCUCCACAUACCCUGUCCUCACAACAGACCGGUACAUCGGCUACCACACCAGUAGUAGCUCCAUUGACUUCAGCGUCCGUGAAAAGUGACUUGGACGAAGAAGACGACCAGCAUCUCCUUCCCUCUGCAUAUCCCUUCAGCAGCACAUCAUGCCCCGUGGACAGAGUGGUUUUACACUAUAACUCUGAGGGCAUCAAAACAGAGCCUAGUGAUACUAUCCCUACUGACUUGGGGUCAGUAUCUGCUCAGAUGGGGUGUGGUGAACUAAACCCCAGUUCGGACCCUGGACCAGCCACUGUUGAAACCAGGUACACUGUUUCAGACCUGAGCGCUGACCUGGAAUCCGUGGUUGCAGACAGCAGCAGGUACGGUGCCUCUGCCUCGGGCGUCGCAACUGACCUGGUAUCAGCUAGUGCGGCCGUGAUCCCAGAUGGCUUUUUCCGUCAGAUUGGCAGCGAUGGUUGUGUAACAACAGGGCCAGAACUAGACUUCGGGGACACCACCAGUGCCGUAGGUCCCUUGACCUCCCUGUUCUAUCCGGGUCAAACCAGACGUCAACCACCAACAAAUAGGUCAACAAAUAGGGGUCAUCAACAAAUAAACAGGUCCACAAACAACAGGGGGGAUCAAAAGUCCCACCCGUGCCCUCAGUGUGGUAAGAUAUUCAGCCACGUGUCACGCCUCAAGAUCCACCUCCGCAUUCACACAGGGGAGAAGCCGUACGUUUGUGCACUGUGUGGCAAGCGAUUCAACAACGAUGGCACGCUGAGGAACCACCGGCGCGUCCACACGGAGCUGCGGCUGUACGGCUGCCCCGUCUGCGGCAUGAGCUUCAAGGACGCCUACACGUGUAGGAAGCACCAGCGCGUUCACAAUGGAAUGCGGCCUGCCGGAGGCGGGGCCCACACCUGCAGCCUGUGUGGCAAGGCUUUCAGUGAGGCGGCUAAGCUGACCAAACACAUCAGGACUCAUGUGUCGGACAUUGGGUGAGGGCAGUACAACCUAUAAAGACUUUUUUUUAUAGGGUACAUAAAGGCUUUGUAAGCGCUAUAUAAGUGCUUCACGAAUGAUCUAUAAGCCUAUGUCAUAUAACUGUAAAUGGUGUAUAACGGGUGGCAUAACAAUUCCCACUGUAGAUUUUAUUGCCAAAUGUAAAUUAAUAAACCAUUUAUAGAUUAUGACAUAUAAUUAUGAUUUGUAAAAGCAUUUAAGUAGCGCUAUAUAAAGCCUUUAGAUGUUUUUCUUUGCCACGGAGCUCCCGAGUGGCGCAUCCUGCUAAGGCACUUCACCCGACGUGCAGAGGGGCGUCACUACAGCCUGACGUGACCGGGAGUUCCAAGGGCAGUGCACAAUUGGCCUAGCACUGUCCGGGUUAGGGGAGGGUAGGGUUGGCAGGGGAUUCCUCGUCAAUUGGCCUAGCACUGUCCGGGUUAGGGGAGGGUAGGGUUGGCAGGGGAUUCCUCGUCAAUUGGCCUAGCACUGUCCGGGUUAGGGGAGGGUAGGGUUGGCAGGGGAUUCCUCGUCA
Oncorhynchus gorbuscha (pink salmon) is the source of this 1996-nucleotide messenger RNA. RefSeq names its product zinc finger protein 135. The transcript has 2 exons. Lineage: Eukaryota; Metazoa; Chordata; Actinopteri; Salmoniformes; Salmonidae. The record is from RefSeq and is a predicted model, not a curated record. Gene Ontology annotation, cellular component: nucleus. The coding region runs from base 103 to 1461 and encodes 452 amino acids.